GGGAUGUGAAUGGGAGGAUUGCAAGAACAGAGAGGGAAUGGAUGCUGCUGCUGCUGGGACCGAGUGCUGAAGCAAAUGAUAGAAUUAUAGAAGCCAUGAAGAGUUUUCUGGAAGAGAUGUGGUGUGCAAGAAAUAGGGAAUUGGAAGAUUUGUAAUGGAUACUGCUUGUGUUAUUUUUACAGGGUGUGUCGAUACGAAGGUCUGACUCUCCAACGGAUCACAUGUACAGCAAGAGCAAGAGCAAGAACGUAAACAAGACCCAGGGCGAAAAGUCACUCCCGAGGGCGAAGAAUCAUUCCUAAGGGCAAAGAGUCGAGCGUGGAGGGCGUCAUGAGCUCCGUCCCACAAGAUGCACCAGAGCACUGCCCUGGAACCAACAGCCAAGAUGCAGGCAAAGCGGACGCCUGCGCCGGCUGCCCCAACCAGCAGGUGUGUGCCUCGGGGGAUACGGCUGCUCCUGACCCUGACCUAGAAGUGCUGAAGGAACGCCUUGCCUCCGUCAAGAACAAGGUGUUGGUCCUCUCAGGCAAAGGAGGCGUCGGUAAGUCCACAGUGAGCAACAUGCUGAGUCGUGCCUUGGCCAUGGACAGCACCAAAGAGGUGGGGCUCCUUGAUAUUGACAUCUGUGGGCCGUCCCAGCCACGAAUGUUGGGAGCAGCGGAGGAGAAGGUCCACUCAUCUGGUGCUGGCUGGUCUCCUGUCUAUGUUUCAGACAACCUGGCCGUCAUGUCCAUCGGGUUUCUGCUCAACAGUGCUGAUGAUGCAGUCAUCUGGAGGGGACCUAAAAAAAAUGGAAUGAUCAAGCAGUUUCUCCGGGACGUGGACUGGGGCUCCCUGGACUACCUGGUGGUGGACACUCCGCCCGGGACCAGCGACGAGCACCUCAGCAUCGUGCAGUACCUCUCGGCAACCCCGCCUGUCGCUGCCGUGGUCGUCACUACGCCGCAGGAAGUGGCUUUGUUGGACGUCCGAAAGGAGAUAACUUUCUGCCAGAAGGUCAACAUUCCAAUCAUUGGCGUGGUGGAGAACAUGACCAGCUUCGUGUGUCCCAAGUGCAAGACAAAGUCGGACAUUUUCCCGCCCACCACCGGGGGCGGCUCCCAGCUGGCCAAAGAUGCAGGCCUGCCCCUGCUGGGCCAGCUUGCCCUGGACCCAAGGGUGGCACAGGCAUGUGAUCAGGGCACCAACUUUUUGGCAGAGGAACCAGAUGCUGCUAUCACACAGUCAUACAAAGACAUCACACAGAAAAUUGUGCAGUAUUAUGGCCAGCUGCCUGAACCCACCUGACGGAGCACCUUCAAACCGCCUUGGGCUGUGUACAUGAUUUCCCUAUUAAAGUGUAGCCUUUCCAUUAUUACAGUGUAGCUGUUCCA
Molecule: messenger RNA, 1373 nt
Organism: Eriocheir sinensis (Chinese mitten crab)
Lineage: Eukaryota; Metazoa; Arthropoda; Malacostraca; Decapoda; Varunidae
Product: cytosolic Fe-S cluster assembly factor nubp1-like
Exons: 9
Coding region: 331-1287 (318 amino acids)
Biological process (GO): iron-sulfur cluster assembly
Cellular component (GO): cytosol
Molecular function (GO): ATP binding; 4 iron, 4 sulfur cluster binding; ATP-dependent FeS chaperone activity
Source: RefSeq, a predicted model, not a curated record